AUGCAUAUUAUCCUAACAGGCGCCACCGGUCUCGUUGGCUCUGCAGCUCUCGUUGCGCUAAGGGCCCGGCCAGACAUCUCCAAGAUCUCCAUUCUGAGUCGGCGGCCCGUUCCCAUGCUGGAGGACAGCAAGGAUGAUCGCAUCGAGGUGAUUGUGCACGAUUUCAAGCACUAUGAUACUUCCCUGCAAGAUCGCUUGCGGGGUGCACACGGCUGCGUGUGGGCGCUGGGAAUCAGCCAGACCGCCGUGUCCAAAGAGGAGUACAUUCACAUCACUAAGACCAUGACCCUCGAAGCGGCACAGGCGUUCGAGAAGCUGAAAUCGGACGAGUCGAGUGCCUUCAACUUUGUCUUCGUAUCCGGGGAAGGUGCAACGAGCGAGCCGGGUCGAUUCACGCCUCUGUUCGGGCGCGUGAAAGGUGAAACCGAGAGCGCAUUAAUGGAAAUGGAGACCCAAAAUCCUGACUUCCGACCUCUUAUCGUGCGCCCUGCGUUUGUGGACCCCAAGAGCCACCAGGCCAUCCUUCCGUGGAUACCGCAAGGGUCAGUCGCAAAGCGAGUAGCAGAGACCGCCUUCGGCCCAGUGAUUCGAGUAUUUUUCAAAGCCUCACACAGCCCGACAGCCCCCUUGGGAGAGUUCCUCGCCGGACUGGCGAUGGGAAAGUUUGAUGGCAAACUGAAGGGCGAGGGUGUGGAAACACAUGGCGGGAGUUCCCUCAUCACUAACGUCGGCUUCCGGCGGUUGAUGGAGCUGAAUUAG
Penicillium canariense is the source of this 759-nucleotide messenger RNA. Its product is annotated as putative nucleoside-diphosphate-sugar epimerases. The record is from RefSeq and is a predicted model, not a curated record. NCBI's taxonomy places the organism in Eukaryota, Fungi, Ascomycota, Eurotiomycetes, Eurotiales, Aspergillaceae. Bases 1 to 759 code for a protein of 252 amino acids. The transcript is spliced from 2 exons.